CGACGCGGCGGCUCUGGCACCGGCUGCCGUGAGGGCUCGGCUCGGCCCGGCCUAGGCCCGGCCCAGCAGCUGUGAAGUGGAAUGCCAUGGCCAGCUCCUCAGACAGUGAAGAUGACAGUUUCAUGGCCGUGGAUCCAGAAGAAGCUGUGGUCGAGGGGACAAUGGAGCAAGAUGAGGAGCCGCGUGCUGAGCUGGAGGUGGAGGAGCCCAGGCAUAACAGAUCCAUGUUGGAGCUCCCCGAGGAAGUUUUGGAGUAUAUCCUGUCCUUCCUUUCCCCCUAUCAGGAGCACAAAACUGCUGCCCUUGUCUGCAAACAGUGGUAUCGACUAAUCAAAGGUGUGGCCCAUCAGUGUUAUCAUGGCUUUAUCAAAGCAGUGCAAGAAGGAAACAUUCAGUGGGAGAGCCGUACUUACCCUUACCCAGGAACCCCCAUCACGCAACGCUUCUCACACAGUGCAUGUUACUACGAUGCCAACCAGUCGAUGUACGUGUUUGGAGGCUGCACGCAAAGCAGCUGUAAUGCUGCCUUCAAUGACCUCUGGAGACUUGAUCUGAACAGCAAGGAGUGGAUCCGGCCCCUGGCAUCAGGUUCAUACCCCUCACCCAAGGCUGGGGCCACGCUGGUGGUCUACAAGGACCUGCUGGUGCUGUUUGGGGGCUGGACGCGGCCCAGCCCGUAUCCCCUGCACCAGCCAGAGAGGUUCUUCGAUGAAAUCCACACAUACUCGCCCUCCAAAAACUGGUGGAACUGCAUCGUGACCACCCAUGGCCCUCCUCCCAUGGCAGGACACUCCUCCUGUGUCAUUGAGGACAAAAUGAUUGUCUUUGGGGGUUCGCUGGGCUCUCGGCAAAUGAGCAACGACGUCUGGGUGCUGGAUCUCGAGCAGUGGGCUUGGUCCAAGCCAAACAUCUCUGGGCCCAGCCCUCACCCACGGGGUGGCCAAUCUCAGAUUGUCAUAGAUGACGAAACCAUUUUAAUCCUUGGUGGCUGUGGUGGUCCCAACGCACUGUUCAAAGACGCCUGGCUGCUGCACAUGCAGGCAAACCCCUGGACGUGGCAGCCACUCAAGGUAGAGAAUGAGGACCACGGAGCCCCAGAGCUGUGGUGCCAUCCUGCCUGCAGGGUAGGACAGUGUGUCGUGGUCUUCAGCCAGGCUCCCAGUGGCAGAGCCCCGCUGAGCCCCAGCCUGAACUCCCGUCCCUCUCCCAUCAGUGCCACACCGCCCGCCCUGGUCCCCGAAACGCGCGAGUACCGCUCCCAGUCCCCAGUCAGGACCACAGAUGAGGCUCCCUGCGUCAACGGCCGCUGGGGCACCCUGAGGCCCAGAGCCCAGCGCCAGACACCCUCAGGUUCGCGGGAGGGCAGCCUCUCCCCAGCCAGAGGUGACGGCUCCCCGGUGCUCAACGGUGGCAGCUUAUCGCCGGGGGCUGCGGCGCCUGGCGGGGCCUCCUUGGACAGCCCGGUGCAGCUCGUAUCGCCCGGCACACCCGGAGCCACUGAAGGAUGCGAGCUGAAAGUUGGGCUCGCCCUGGCGCCACGGCGGGGCUCGCUGCCGGAGCAGAAGGACCUGCGUUUGGGCUCGGUCGAUUUGGGCUGGGAGCAGAAAGCAGCUGCCCUGUGCCAGGCGGACGGCGCCGACGGCAGGACGCUGCGCAACCCCCCCGAGCACACCAAUGGCAUCCACACCCCGCCCCACUCCCUGCCGGGAGCCGUGUCCCCCGGAGCGCUCCGCAGGAGCUUGGAGGCCAUCAAAGCUCUCUCCUCCAAAGCCCCUCCAGCUUCUGCUCUCAGCCCCCCGCUCGGCUCCUCGCCGGGCUCCCCAGGCAGCCAGGGCAGCGGUGCUGACGCGCGGCCGGGCUCUGCGCAAGGCGACGGCCACUCGCUGCCACCCAUCGCCCGCCGCCUGGGCCACCACCCUCCGCAGUCCCUGAACGUGGGGAAGCCUUUGUACCAGAGCAUGAACUGCAAACCCAUGCAGAUGUACGUGCUGGACAUUAAGGACACCAAGGAGAAAGGGCGAGUGAAAUGGAAGGUGUUCACUAGCAGCUCGGUGGUGGGGCCGCCCGAGACCAGCCUGCACACGGUGGUGCAAGGCAGAGGGGAGCUCAUCAUAUUCGGUGGUCUGAUGGACAAGAAACAGAACGUGAAGUACUAUCCCAAGACAAAUGCCUUGUACUUUGUGCGAGCAAAGAGAUAAUGUGGCCCGAGCUUACUGCCACCGCCCCCCUCCCCCGUGGCUCUCCCUCUCCCUCUGAAAUCUGUCACGCAGGCAUUCAAACUGUGAAUUAGGGAACAACAAACAAUGCAGCUCAAGCCGACCUCCAGCACGUCCCGGUGAAGCAAAUCGUGUUUACAAGCAGGGAGCAGCGCCCUGCUGUAGGACCUGUUACUGUGCUCCACGCUGCAGCCCAGGCCAAGGAUGUCGGGCGAGUCACGGUGCUUUCCUAGAGCCGACCUUGCAGCUGGAGGCCGUCAGCUCAUUGCACUGACGAUUCCCGUGCUUGGAGGAAAGAAAACAACAGCAAUACCUGAACAAACUUUCAGCACUGCAAGCUGUGACCGUAAGCUUUGCUCGACACGAACACGAUGCCUUCUUUUUGCCUCUCACCCCUUUGGCCUGACAGCUUCAUUCCUGUCCUCGUCGCAGGACCGUAAGAAGGAAGAAAGGACAGUUUUGCAUUGUAAAGCCAAAAAACAAAAAUCAUUGUGAAUAGGACGGGCAGGACUUGCUUUCACAGCCCUCCUUGCCCAGCAGCCUUGGUGCUGUGCUGCUGCACAUUCCCAGCAGAGGGAUUGGAAAUGCUGAAAGGAACAGCCCGAAUGCUGAGUGCUGGUGCACCGAGCGGCACGGCGUGAGCCUCCACUGCAGGAACAAAACCAUCUUUGCAUGUGCCUCCUUCCGCAAAGAUUAAAACAAAGCAAAAUCCAAA
Lagopus leucura (white-tailed ptarmigan) is the source of this 2931-nucleotide messenger RNA. RefSeq names its product F-box protein 42 (gene FBXO42). The transcript has 10 exons. Lineage: Eukaryota; Metazoa; Chordata; Aves; Galliformes; Phasianidae. The record is from RefSeq and is a predicted model, not a curated record. Gene Ontology annotation, molecular function: protein binding. The coding region runs from base 87 to 2198 and encodes 703 amino acids.